AUGGAGUACAGACAUGAUGUGGGUUUGGAGGACCUGUGUCCAGUGUGUGGAGAUCAAGUCUCUGGGUACCACUACGGUCUGCUCACCUGUGAAAGCUGCAAGGGUUUUUUCAAAAGAACAGUUCAAAACAACAAGAAGUACAUCUGUGCAGAGCACCAGGCGUGCAGGAUUGAUAAAACUCAAAGGAAACGGUGUCCAUUCUGCAGGUUUCAGAAGUGUCUUCGUGUUGGCAUGCGACUGGAAGCUGUUCGGGCAGAUCGGAUGCGAGGUGGCAGAAACAAGUUUGGCCCAAUGUACAAGCGCGAUCGUGCCCUCAAGCAGCAGAAAAAGGCUUUGAUUGAAGCUAGUGGAUUCAGAAGAGAGAGCAGCCCACCGCUGAUCUCCUCAACCCAGACAGACUUUACCUUCACUGCUGGCCUCCACCCAAUUCCUAUCCUCCAUUGCACCCCACUACCCACAACACAGCCCCCAUUACUGUGUUCAAUCCUGCCCUCCAGCUCACCUGAUGCCACCCAGUACGAGUGCACCUCCUUCUCAAACUGGACCAUCAAGUCAGAGCACUUCAACAACUGUUCAAGCUCACCAGGCUCUGCUGCAGGGAUCAGCUCAGAUGGGCUUUACUCAAGACCUUUCUCUCCAGGAGGUCCCAGGAUGCCUCAGCUGGUGACGGAGUUCCUGCGCUGCGAUCCAGAUCAACUGCAGCUGCAGGAUAAGAUCGCUGCUCGACUCCUGCAGGAGCAGAUGGGCUGGGAGAAACCAGGGAAGCCCAGCACCUUCAACCUGAUGUGCCUCAUCGCUGACCAGACGCUGUUCUCCAUCGUAGAGUGGGCUCGCACAUCCAUCUUCUUCAAACAUCUCAAGGUGAGUGACCAGAUGACGCUGCUGCACAGCUGCUGGAGUGAUCUGUUGCUCCUGGACGUCAUCUCCAGACAAGUCCUGUACGGCAAAGAGGGCAGUCUGCUCCUGGUCACUGGGCAGGAAAUGCCGCUGUCAGACAUAGUUGCUCAUGCUGGUCCUACCUUGGCCAGCCUCGUCCAGAGAGGACAGGAGCUGGUCGAGAAGCUUCACAUCCUAAAGGUGGACCGCCAAGAGUUUGCAUGCAUCAAGUUCCUUAUCCUCUUUAACCCAGAUGUGAAACAGCUGGACGACCAUCAGUACAUAGAGAGUGUGCAGGAGCAGGUUGAAGGAGCCCUGCUGGAGUACACACUGUGCACCUCUCCUCACCUUCUUGGACGCUUUGCUCAUCUGCUGCUGUGUUUGUCUGAAUUACGCUCUCUCAGCACCCUCGCUGAAAAAUACCUGUACUGCAAAGACCUGAGCGGUGAGGUGCCUUGCAACAACCUGCUCAUUGAGAUGAUCCACGCCAAGCGCAGCUGGGCGUAA
Molecule: messenger RNA, 1383 nt
Organism: Chelmon rostratus (copperband butterflyfish)
Lineage: Eukaryota; Metazoa; Chordata; Actinopteri; Chaetodontiformes; Chaetodontidae
Gene: nr5a1b
Product: nuclear receptor subfamily 5, group A, member 1b
Exons: 6
Coding region: 1-1383 (460 amino acids)
Biological process (GO): tissue development; regulation of transcription by RNA polymerase II; hormone-mediated signaling pathway
Cellular component (GO): RNA polymerase II transcription regulator complex
Molecular function (GO): nuclear receptor activity; RNA polymerase II cis-regulatory region sequence-specific DNA binding; zinc ion binding
Source: RefSeq, a predicted model, not a curated record